GUGACGCCACCGCGCCGCGCGCGCGCCCCCACUAUAAAGUGCGUGUCCCCGCGGCGGGGAGGGCGCAGUGUGCGGCGCGGCGGCUGAGGAGCAGUUCGGCAGCGGCACAGCGUAGAAGCUUCGGCGCGCAGCGCUACCGGCACCGGCGCUUCCUUCUCUUCGUACCGGUAAGUGAGGAAAAAUGGCCCGUACAAAGCAGACCGCCCGCAAGUCCACUGGGGGGAAAGCGCCGCGCAAGCAGCUGGCCACGAAGGCGGCCCGGAAAAGCGCCCCCUCUACCGGCGGCGUCAAGAAGCCUCACCGCUACAGGCCGGGAACCGUCGCGCUCCGUGAGAUCCGUCGUUAUCAGAAAUCCACGGAGCUGCUGAUCCGCAAGCUGCCCUUCCAGCGGCUGGUCAGGGAAAUCGCCCAAGAUUUCAAAACAGAUUUGAGGUUCCAGAGUGCGGCCAUCGGUGCUCUGCAGGAGGCCAGCGAGGCGUAUCUGGUGGGUUUGUUUGAAGACACAAACCUGUGUGCUAUCCAUGCCAAGAGAGUCACCAUCAUGCCCAAAGAUAUCCAGUUGGCUCGCAGGAUACGGGGAGAGAGGGCUUAAGUGAAGGCUGUUUUUAUGGUGUUUUGUAGUUAAUUCUGUAAAAUACUUUGGUUUUAAUUUGUGACUUUUUUUGUAAGAAAUUGUUUAUAAUAUGUUGCAUUUGUACUUAAGUCAUUCCAUCUUUCACUCAGGAUGAAUGCUAAAAGUGACUGUUCACAUAAACCUCAGUGAUGUUGAGCCUCGGGCUCGGGAGUGACAAGUUGCUAAUAUGCAGAAGGGAUGGGUGUUCUUUCUUGCUUCUCAUGCAUGUUUCUGUAUGUUAAUGACUUGUUGGGUAGAUAAACUUGUAAGGUACUAGAAUUGAUAUAAAUGUGUACAGGGUCCUUUUGCAAUAAAACUGGUUAUGACUUGAUCCAAGUGUUUAACAAUUGGGGCUGUUAGUCUGACCAUGCAUCACUGUGAUCAAAUGUGGACUUCCUUCAGAGGGUGAAAUUACAAGUCUUAACCACAGUGUAACUUACAGUUUCCUAAAAACGUAAACCUGGCAGCUAUAGAAUACACUAUGUGCAUUUAUAAUAGCUAUUUUAUAUAUUGUAGUGUCAACAUUUUUAAAUUAAAUGUUUUACAUUCACA
Serinus canaria (Common canary) is the source of this 1165-nucleotide messenger RNA. Its product is annotated as histone H3.3A. Lineage: Eukaryota; Metazoa; Chordata; Aves; Passeriformes; Fringillidae. The coding region runs from base 182 to 592 and encodes 136 amino acids. The record is from RefSeq and is a predicted model, not a curated record. Gene Ontology annotation, cellular component: nucleosome. The transcript has 4 exons. Gene Ontology annotation, molecular function: DNA binding; structural constituent of chromatin; protein heterodimerization activity.